AUGAAGAAUUCACUCUCGUACCCCCACGGGCUUCUCCCGAUGAAGAACACCCCAAUGGGGUCUAAACCAUUUAGCACAAAAAACAUAAGAGGGAGAUUAUUUUACAAAAGGAGACCUAAGCAGAUACCAAAGUUGAAAAAAAUAAAUUGGAGAUCCAAGUGGUUAGAAGGAGCUCCACAAAAAAGAGGAAUAUGCUUGAAGGUCAGAGUUCAGACCCCUAAAAAGCCAAACUCAGGACUGAAAAAAAUCGCUCGAGUUAGAUUAUCUACUGGAAGAAUAGUCUCUGUGUAUAUUCCAGGAAUAGGUCAUAAUUUGAAUACACAUAAUAUCAUCCUUGUGCGAGGUGGUAGAUGUAAGGACAUCCCUGGAUGCAAUUACAAAGCCAUUAGAGGGGUCUACGACUUACUCCCUGUUAAGAAUAGACUUAGGGGAAGAAGCAAAUAUGGGGUUAAACUCUCGGAAGAGAAAAAAAAACACCUACUCGAGAGGUAUAAUUUUAAACAUAUAUACAUCAAGAAGGACGUUGAGGAGUUUAACAGGUACAAGUGGUUCAAUUACGUCGAUGGGGAGAAGAAGCUACGGGAGAAGCCGCUGGAGGAGGACGAACCCGUCCCAAUUAAUAUCUUCCACUUUAAUACGUAUUACCGGAACCGCAAGUUUGAGCAGUCCCAGGAG
This is a messenger RNA of Plasmodium cynomolgi strain B, 675 nucleotides long. Its product is annotated as 30S ribosomal protein S12. Gene Ontology annotation, molecular function: structural constituent of ribosome. The annotation marks the transcript as partial. The record is from RefSeq and is a predicted model, not a curated record. NCBI's taxonomy places the organism in Eukaryota, Apicomplexa, Aconoidasida, Haemosporida, Plasmodiidae. The transcript has a single exon. Gene Ontology annotation, biological process: translation. Gene Ontology annotation, cellular component: small ribosomal subunit; ribosome.